Messenger RNA from Guyanagaster necrorhizus, 1018 nucleotides. Its product is annotated as DUF572-domain-containing protein. Gene Ontology annotation, cellular component: post-mRNA release spliceosomal complex; U2-type spliceosomal complex. The record is from RefSeq and is a predicted model, not a curated record. Gene Ontology annotation, biological process: mRNA splicing, via spliceosome. The transcript has 6 exons. Bases 22 to 915 code for a protein of 297 amino acids. Lineage: Eukaryota; Fungi; Basidiomycota; Agaricomycetes; Agaricales; Physalacriaceae.
CCACCUUUGGCACGACCCAUCAUGCAAGGAUUCAAUAAAUACUAUCCUCCUGACUACGAUGGUGAGAAACACGGUAGUCUUAAUUCAUACAGAGGGAAACACGCCCUCGGAGACAGAGCACGAAAAAUCGACCAGGGGAUCCUAAUUACCCGCUUCGAACUUCCCUUCAACAUCUGGUGCGGGACAUGCAAUAAUCAUAUUGGAAUGGGUGUCCGAUACAACGCAGAGAAGAAGAAAAUCGGCAACUAUUAUUCCACCCCCAUCUUCUCCUUUCGGUGUAAAUGCCAUCUAUGUGACGGUUGGUUCGAGAUCCAGACGGACCCCAAGAAUACUCGCUACGUGGUCGUCUCAGGUGCCCGGCAAAAGGACGAAGAAUGGAAUCCGGAGGAAAACGGUGGCUUCGCUGUUCACGGCAAGUCCGAGGAUACCGAGGAUGCUGCGGCUCCUGUAGAUCCCCUCGUUGCCCUUGAAAAGACUACCGAUGCCCAAAAUCACCUAACAAACGUCCAGAUGCCCAGGCUAGAGUCCCUUCAGUCAGUCUCGGAGCAUUACAACGCAGACCCUUAUGCCCUCUCCUCCAAAGUCCGCAAAGUCUUUCGUCACGAGAAAAAAAUAGAAACCGCUAAGCGCAAGGCAGACGAUGAGAUCAAAGGUCGCUACGCCCUUCCGACAGAGAUGAAGCUCCUCGACGACGACGAACAAUCUAACAGCCACGCCAAAGAAGAAUGGCAAAGGGCUCGGUCCGAGUUUGAGGUAAGGGAGAGAAAGCGGAGAAAGAUGCCCCUUGCGUCUUCGCUACAACCUCGACCCACUUCCGACUCCAAAUCCCACACCGUCAAUUCCCUUCGUGCUCGCAUCUUAGGCAACACCGCAAAAAGCUCCAGCAAAGAUCCACGUUCAUUAAUGCACAAGUGAUUGUACAUGGUUUUACUUUUAUUCUCUAACUGUAGCCAUAGUCCAUUAGUUUACAUCUGUAGCCAAUCCCGACCAAUAUAUAUAUUUAAUGACAAGCACGGGC